Haliotis rubra (blacklip abalone) is the source of this 3037-nucleotide messenger RNA. Its product is annotated as IgGFc-binding protein-like. Lineage: Eukaryota; Metazoa; Mollusca; Gastropoda; Lepetellida; Haliotidae. The coding region runs from base 163 to 1962 and encodes 599 amino acids. The transcript has 7 exons. The record is from RefSeq and is a predicted model, not a curated record.
CCAGUCGCCCCCAGUAUUAUUCCCUGGGAUUGUGAUGGCGUGACAACCACAGAGUGUUAAUGUAUAACACUCUGUUAUGAAUACCUCCUGUAAUGACGAAACCCGGAUACAGAUUUCAUGGGUGAAGACUUGAGGAACUGAAGAGCUGCCUUGUGGAACGCCAUGGAUAAUCUGCUGAUUAUUAUGAUCAUUAUUACGUGUAACAGAGGGUGCUUGGUGAAAGCUGGAACUGAGUUUGUGUUAGCCUUUACACAAGUAUUCCAUACAAGCGACAGCCCCGACUAUCUGAUCUUAACACCAACCACGAAUCAGGGAGCAGAGGUGAGAGUUGUCGCCCCUGAUUACCCUGACCUAGUCAGCACGACCAUUACCAUCGACCCAGGUGAAACACACACCCUGAAAAUCAACGGAGCAAUGGCAAUGAACUACGGAUCUUACAUAGACAGGAAAGCUAUACAGGUGACGUCAACAUAUGACAUAACCGUUGUAGGCAUGAACACGGAGACCUGGAAAGGAGCAGGAUCCAGCUACGACACGUUCCUCGUCAGUCCAACGAAUCUGUUAGGGAAUGAGUAUUACGCUGUUUGUUACUACACCACGCACAGUGGAGCCGGAUCAACGUUUGCUGUUGUUGCCACAAGUAAUGAUACCGUUGUUUCCAUCACUUUAACAACAUCGGAAGAUGUAACAACAGAGUUCGACAAUGUCUCAUACUCUGGUGGUGACGUUAUAACGAAGACCCUGCAACAGUAUGACGUGCUCCAGAUACAGACUCGUUCUGAUCUAACCGGGAGUCACGUGAUUGCAAACAAGCCUAUAGCCGCCUACAGUGGAGUCAACCGAACCCGUGUUCAUAGUGGUAAAUGUGCGUCCACCAUGGUUGACCAACUUCCUCCAGUGAACGUUUGGGGGAAGGAGUAUGUGACUGUGCCGUUUCCCAACAGAGACCUAGGAGACGUCUACAGAGUGCUGGCUAGGUGGCCCAACACGGCGGUGUACAUACAGGGCGUGGACCCAUUCCUCUUACUCGAACCAGGAGACUGGAGGGAGUUUUACCUGGAAAACGCGACAUACGUUCGAGCUAACAAACCCGUACAGCUGGCCCAACUAUCGGUCAGUGGUCAAUCUGACGAAGGUGACCCGUCUUUGCUGAUACUGUCCCCAGUUGAUGCGGCCCGAACGUCAUACGCAGUUGGUGUCAGUGGAACGGGUACAUGGAGGUAUUACACAUCAGUUGUCAUUCAAGAGUCUCAAAUAGAUGGUUUGAUCUUCAAUAACCAAAAUGCCAGCACAUAUACCGUCUCUGUGGAACAAGUGCAAGGAACCCAGUAUGCCAUUGUGAACAUGGAACUUUUGAAAUCCUCCAACCUCAGUACUGUCUCACAUUUGGGGAACACGUCAUUCCUGGCCUAUAUGUAUUCAAGCUAUAAGUGUAGGGCUAUGGCGAACUCUUUGGGAACUGCAGCGUCAACGCUCUUUGCCGCCUGCGCACCAACCUCUGGUUACCCGGGAGACGGCGCGGACAACGACUGUGACGGUGACAUUGACGAGGAGGCGUGUUGUGCCAACAGAGAAGGAAUAGAUGACGACCUGGACAUGGUGGUUGACGAGGAUUGCUACGCACCUCCAGGUGUACAGAUGGGCAGUGGCUCGGAGUAUGAUGUAUGCUGUGAAGGCAACACAACCUAUUUGUGUAAAGAAAACAUAAGAAAUGGACAUUUCAAAAGGAUUGGUGCCAGAAAAUACUUGGCCACUAACGUGUCAGCGUCUCACUCGCGCAACAAACAGCAGUGUUUCCUUAACUGUGGGAGAGACAGGGACUGUUGGGCUGUCAACUACCAGGUGCCAUCGGGAGACGUCAACUGUGAGCUACUCCGUGGAUCACUGACCAGCUACUCACUGGAAGAGAACUGGUCACACUAUCAGCUGGACUGGUCCUGGUCCGUGUAUGUCCCUCUCUGAGCACACCCUGCACAAAUAGCGUGAGGAACAUCUUAGUACACUGUGCUGUCUUGUACAAAGUCCAUUACACGAAUAUACUUGUCAUGUUGACAUCGCUGUUUUAGUUGGUAUCAUUGUUGCAGUGUUCUUGAAAAACCUCGAAGCGAUAUAGAUCUGGAAUCUUCUGCCCUCAGAUCGGUUAAUAGCAAAUCUCGUUAGCGAAGAGACAGAAAGCAAUACCAGAAUUCAUACACGUUAAGUAUAGCAGCUUAGGUAUUUCAAACCACCUAUCUUCAAAUUCGUGUCGAUAAUAAUUUUGAGGGCGUUUCUUCGUACUUUGCUGCAGACUCUGGUCUCUGGUUGUCGCUUGGUAUAGUAUUGUUUCUGAAAUCUUGCUCUGAAAUAGUGCCACACUGUGGCUUAUCCGGAGAAAAGGUGAACAGGAUAAAAUAUCAACUAAAACAACCCCUUAUCAAAGCUUGGUAUCAGAUGAUCAGAGCAGGUGAUGCUGAUAAGAUAAUUAACUUUGUUUCAAAGUUUCGAGUGUCAGAUGGAUCAUUUAGUAUAAAAAUAAAUCUAACAUGUCUAAAACUGACAUUUACUAUAUUACCGCCUGUAUUAUAUCGUCUAAUAUCGUUGCCUUAUAUCACUUAUUUUGGUCUUGGUUUUGAAAAGACAAACUUAACAUUUUCUGGAUUUUAAUGUUACAGGGAUUUAUAUGUAUGUACAUGAAUGAAAAAAUGUAGACCUUGUGGUUUUCGAGAUGUUUCAAAAAUAUUGCAACACAGUUCAUGUAUAUUUGAUCUUCAAAAUUACGAAAAUAUCUUUUAUGGCGACAGCCAAAUUUGAGUCACAUUGCAGUGACAUUAUAAAGUCAUACAGCCUGGAAUGUUUAUGGAUAGCAAACAAAUAAUGCACUACAGGCUAUGCAAUAGUUGUCUUGGGGGUUCAGUCCUGUCCAGAUGCAAACCAGGAAAGUGUUGUGAACAUAUGAUUUGGAGGAUCUGUAACCAGCAUAAUAGUUAAUAUACAUUAACAAAUUGUCUACACUUUUGUAACUGUGAGAACAGAAACACAAUAAAAAAUGUAAUGAUUA